UGAAAAAGAGUCAAAAGACCAUGAAGUUCGCAUCACAUACAAUUGCAUGGUCUAAUAAGUUUAUAUUUAGUUAUUACAAAAGAAGAUGCAUGUAACGUUGGAUCUUGAACAUAUCCAAAGACUUUGGGCUUUCAGGGUAUCGUAAAUAAACAUAUAUAAUUUUUUUUUUAAAAAAAAAACAAGUUGAAGAAAGAAAGGUGAGAAUUAAAUGCGAGAGAGAUCUUCUUAUUAAAUGCGUUAUCUUCGUUUGCACAGAUCGUGAAGUUCACCACUUUACCGUCUUCAUACCUGGAAAUUUCUUCGCUACGCGUUCCACUCUUCACCAAACACCCAAACCCUCUCUCUCUCUCUCUCUCUCUCUCUCUCUCUCUAUACACACACAUAUAAACGAAUAUAUGAUACAUGUGUAUGCAACUACCACCGCAAGAAAAGCUCACAGAUUUCCACAGUUUUCGGCCAAAUAUUUUCUGGGUAUAUAUAUAUAUCGUUGAUUUUCUUGUGUUUGGUCUGAAAACGCGAUAAAAGAUUAAGGUUCAUAUAUAUAUAUGGAGGUCGAAAUCAAAAGCACAGGAAUGACGACGACGACAAUAACAACAAAGGCGGAUCAAGUCGAUGAAAAGAAGAAGACGAGAGAGCAGGUGAAUGGUCACGAUCUCGGACAAGAACUUGUUGAAGAGGUUAAUAUACGACAAGAACAUGAUCUGGAGAUGGAGCCUUCAACACGGACACCAGAAGAAACGCGUCUCGAUUCUAAGAACGGUAAAACGGCGAUGAAGAUGACGACGGAUGACAAGAAAUUCAGAGCAAAAAACCCGGAAAUGACAGAAAAGGAAGAUCAGAAUGAUAAUUUGGGACAGAUCCCAGAAAAAUCCAAAACAGAAGAUCCUCAGGAGGAGAGUUUCGGACAAAACCCAGAAGAGAAAAGGCAAGAGGAUGAUCAUAAGCAUCUGAGCAAGACGACGAAAUCACAUGUCUGGGACUGCGGAAGCACACUCUACGACUCGUUCGAGCUCAACUCGUUCAAGCGCCAACUCGACUCGGCCAUCUCCGCCGCCUCCGCUAGGUCCAUGUCCAUGCCCCACCUCCCCAACCGCCGUCUUCCGCCCUCCGUCACGGCGGAGUUGGCGGAGGCGGCUCCUCGUCCUCCUCCGCCGCAGAAAUCCUCCUCCUCCUCCUCCGGCAAGAUAAAACCCUCGAACAAGAUCUCACGGUCUCUCCAGAAGCUCCUCAAGUCCGUAUUCAGGCUGAAACAUCACAACCACAGCUCGUCGUGGUCGUCGACCUCGUCAUCAUCAGCUCCUUCCUCGCCGGCGUUGAAGGCGAUUCACGGAGCCGAUGUGGAUCGAUACUACGUCGUUUACGACAAGUCGGGGUCUCUGACGACGAUUCCGGAGUCUGCGGAGACAGAUGUAUGUCCGCCGGAGAUUUCUUCGCUUGUCCGGAAAACGGCCUCGGAGAGAUUCACGGCGGCUCGCGUAGUUGGUAUUUCAUGUGCUUGAUUAUCAUUAUUAUUAAUAUAAAAUAUUAUGUAAUUACAUAUGCCUCCUGUAAUAUGAUAUGGUACGACUCCAGAGUCCUUAAAAUAGUUUAGCCUGUUGCUUGCGGUUAUGGCCUAUGGGUGCUAAUAAAAUUUUAAUGACUUCUUUUUUUA
This is a messenger RNA of Tarenaya hassleriana, 1651 nucleotides long. RefSeq lists its product as uncharacterized. The coding region runs from base 546 to 1499 and encodes 317 amino acids. The transcript is spliced from 2 exons. Lineage: Eukaryota; Viridiplantae; Streptophyta; Magnoliopsida; Brassicales; Cleomaceae. The record is from RefSeq and is a predicted model, not a curated record.